Molecule: messenger RNA, 7857 nt
Organism: Centruroides sculpturatus (bark scorpion)
Lineage: Eukaryota; Metazoa; Arthropoda; Arachnida; Scorpiones; Buthidae
Product: proto-oncogene tyrosine-protein kinase ROS-like
Exons: 44
Coding region: 133-7356 (2407 amino acids)
Biological process (GO): protein phosphorylation; cell surface receptor protein tyrosine kinase signaling pathway; regulation of TOR signaling
Cellular component (GO): signaling receptor complex; membrane
Molecular function (GO): ATP binding; protein binding; transmembrane receptor protein tyrosine kinase activity
Source: RefSeq, a predicted model, not a curated record
UGUUUUUUCUUUUUUCUUUCCUCCUUUCGCUCUCGCCGAUUGGUCGUUUCGCUUGGUGUGACGUCAGCGGCGGGGGGAUAGAGAGAGGCGAGUGGUCUGUCGUCAAAAGUGAUGUAGACUUCAAAGCGAGCGAUGGCUUUUCUACACGGGACCAUUUUUGUGAUGAUUUUCGCCACCCUGUCCGCGCGACUUCAGGAGGAAUGCUCGACGGAAUGCGUGCAAAGGGGGGUGUCUACAGAAAGAAGCUUUCAGUUGAAUUGCAACGACACCUGCAAGCUGCAACAGUGUCAUUACGGUUGUGAAAGGUGGAAAGAAGGGCACGGACCUCUGUGUCAUGAUAUCUGCCAAAGCAAAACUCGUGCAUACCAAACCGGGUCUUUAUAUUGUAUUUUGGGGUGCAAUCUCGCUAUAACGUCCUACAUACAAAAUCUUAAAAACCAGAUCGGCCUACCGGCGGCUCCCGUUUUAUCUGCCGAAUUACCGACCAACGACAGCAUCACCAUUCAGUGGACUAAGGCGUCGUACGAUAACAUAACAUAUUUAGUUCAGUGGAAAUCUGAAGUGUUUGCAUACUUUCAGUUUCGCAUAGCUUGGAUACUCCUACCCGAAUACACACCGAUUUUAUCAAAGGAGAGUGUCGCUAUUUCGACUUUACCUUACGGAGCACCGGCUAGCAGACCCAUUAUUACUCGAUUAACUGCCGUGAGUCCCACGCACAUAUCAAUUAGUUGGAAUCCUCCCUUAUUCCCUAAUGGCCCCGUUUUGUCUUACGUGCUCUACCUUAACGAACAUCCCAAAGGAUACAGUUCCAUCAAGGAUGUGAAUGGUAAUUUGAGAGAGUUGUACUACAUGUUCAAUAAUUUGAAACCUCAGACCUUGUACAAUGUAUCAAUCACCACCAGGAAUAAAUUCGGUGAAGGACCGGCCGACGUCAGAUUUAUCGAAACGCCGCCUCCUAAAAGGGAAAGUAGAGAUAUUCUCCAGCCAUUCUUCAUCUUGGCAAACAAAGGAAAGUUACUGAAACAAAAAGUUAGAUUCUCGGAACUGUCCGAUAUCGUUUACGACACUAACAACCCCUUUGUCAUCAUCAAAGGAGUCGCCAUACACGUAAAGCAGAAUUUAGUUUUUAUUUCCGAUUCAUCCGGGUCCGUAUAUUCGAUAUCCAUGAACGAUUUUAAAAACGUGAAGACGAUCAUUACCAGGAGGCCAACUUUGCCGGAAGUUCUCUCCAUGGAUUGGCUAAAUAAUAAAUUAUAUAUGGUAGAAAAGAACCAGAUUUGUUUGGGUCUUCGUAAUAAACAUAAACCCGCCCAAAAGGACAUAGGUGUGUACAUGUUAACAUGCAUUCACUAUGAAUGGAGGAAAGACAUGUUUCUCUAUUGGAUCAAUACGAAUGGUGACAUUGCCGUGCUUCACAAAGUCGACCUCGUUUUGUUAGAAAACGGACCUGUGUGGCUUCAAAACACUCAAAAGAUUUUGGAAAGCAAACAGCCUAUUGUUUUCACCAUCGAUUACAUAAAUUUUAGGAUAAUUAUUUCUAAAUCCAACAUCAAUACUGUUUUCUCCCUGUCUCUGGACGGUACAGAUGAGAUCGACAUCAGGAAAAAUUCUCAAAAUCCGAUGUUCUCUAACAUCAAAAGUCUCGUUCUGUAUAACAAUCUCCUGUUCUGGGAAUCCGGAGAGAAAGUUUUCGGAGAAGAAUAUAAUGCUCAGAAUAAUAAAUAUUACGGAAAUAAUGUGUAUUUUCUCAUGAAUACGGGACCUUUUUCCAAUUUGAACAUAUUUCAUCCCAACAUUCAACCGUAUCCAGUUCCCUUAGAUCCCGUGGAAGACGUACAAGUCAUCUUUGAUGAGGAAAUCGGAAAAAUUUCUUGGAAGAAACCAAAAUUGUUAAACAUUCUUGGCAAAGGCGCUUGGCAGCAAUGGCUUUACGAAGUGCAGUUGCUGAAUCACAUUAACGGAGUAAAGAAAAUCGAAACCAACGUGAGCAGUACCAGUUACAUAUUUUAUAAUUUGUAUCCUAACACUUUAUACUCGGUAAAAGUGAGAGCCUUCAGUCCGGGCGGAAAAGGACCUUGGUCGAAAGAAUUUUCUGGGAAGACUUUAAAGCCUGGAACUCUUGGAUAUCCAUACAUCAUCUGGAGUACCGGUGGAAAGUUAGCUACCUCAAACUUACUAGGCGAUAACAUUAGUCCUCUAAUUCUUGCUUCGUCGUUCGAUCAAGUUCAUAUCACAGAUGUCAGUUGGUAUAAUCAGAUGGUAUUUCUCGUCACCAACAACAGUAAUAUUCAUACAUAUAACAUGAAAAGCAAAUUGUUAACUACACUACCAAGCUUUUCUAAUGUUACUAGCAUCGCCAUAGAUUGGCUUGCACCGAAACUUUAUUGGUCUAGUCCCUUAAGACAAAUGAUAUCGAGAGCAAAUUUAGAUGGAAGUGACCCCGAACACUUCCACAUAAUUACAAUUGCAAGAGAGCUCACUGUAGAUUCAUUAUCAGCUUAUAUAUAUUGGGCAACGGCUCAUAGCAUAGAAUUUUCGAGACUGAAUGGUGUGCAACAUGAAGUAUACUUUCAAACAAGUUUAUUUUCUGGAAAAUAUGUUAUAGGAUUAGCUAUAGACUACGACGGCCAAUCCAUCUACUGGACCCUAAGAAGCUAUGAAGGAACUACUCUGUACAAAGCUCCGCUUGCAAGUAGAAUUAAGGCAAACAUACAGAGAUAUGUAGAAACAAUUGCUUCCCUGGAAGCACAUGAUGUUUCUGGUCCUUUCGGACUUUAUAGUGAGAGGUUAUUUUGGUUAAAGGAUGGACAAAAGGCCAUCAUUAGUAAUUUAACAGGGCAAAAUAUGGCUUAUCUAAAGGGACUAGAGUCUUAUAAACUUCAAACUCUUACCGUCGUUGACCCUUCUCUUCAUUACAUACCAGGAAAGGACAGGAGUAAAAUCAACGUAAUUCCGUAUGCAAUUCAAGAAAAUCAGGUACAAGUUAAUGGUUUGUGGGACAGAUUUAAUAUCACUUGGAAUUUGGAAAGCGGCGUUAACUACGGAACAGUUUAUUACGAAAUGAAAAUAGAAACCGAACGGAAAUCAUUUACAUUUAGUACCGAACAAACGUUUUAUCGAUUUCCAACCGAUACUAGAUUACCUCCAUACACGCCAAUAAAAAUUGAAAUGAGAGCCUUUACAUUUUGGGCAUCAUCUCAAAAAACUUCUUUUGUUUUACAUUCGCCAAUGUCGGUUCCAUCGCAACCAGUAAAUCCAAGAGUUUUUAUCUCAUACAAGAGACCUGAACCACACAAAAAUCAAAUCGAUGCGGAAUUUAGAUGGAAGCCCCCGGUUCAUCCAAACGGUAUUAUUCUUGGGUAUUUUAUCAAUUGCUGGUUUGCUCAUGGCGAUCACAACGUUUCAGUGUCAAGUGACUUUAAGCUGAAUGGAACCGUUUUGAAAUUUCAAUUACCCGAUCUCCUGCCCCGCACUACUUAUUAUUUUCAAGUGUCUUGUUAUACUCAAGCUGGAAUCAGUCCACCCAGUGACAUAGCCAAGGCGGAUACUUCGGUAGAAUUACCGGUGCCGAAACUACUUUUGGCUAAAAAUGAUGCAGUUAAGGUCACAGACAUCGACACUCAGGAAGAACAGUUGCUGUCUAACAAAGUUUCGCCACCUAUUGAUGUUGCAUGCCUGAAUAACGAGGAUAAAGUGUUCUGGAUUGAAGAAAAUGGUUCUUUGAUGACAUCUAACAUCAACGGCACUAAUACAAUUUUGAUCCGGAAUCUUCCGCAAAAGAGCACGAGUUUGACCGCAGACUGGAUUACUAGAAAAUUGUUUUGGACUCAAGUGGAAGAUAAUGUCGGCAGUAUAUGGGUUUUGGAUUUGAAUUAUAAUGGCGAACCCAUAUCGCUUAUCAAUAAAUUGUCAUUUAUAGCAGCCGUCGAAGUCGAACCCUUUACUGGGCAUUUAUUCUGGACACUCAUUAAUAGAAACGGUAUCGGUCAGAUGAUGAUUUCGGAUACGAACGGACGAAACAUUCGUCCCUUCUUUUCACAAAACGAUUAUUUAUACUACAAUAGAACUCACAGAUCGAAGAGGGAGAAGUGUAACUGCCCUGUCGCUCCUAGAGUAGGAUCGGCAAUAGCUAUCGACUAUACAGAAAAAGAUCCUAAAGUCAUAUGGGUAAACGGUGAACAGGGUCACAUAUGGUCUUCAGAUCUUCGAGGCUGCACUUGUUAUCCUCUACUGACGGCAUUGCCAAAUAAAGAUAUAGGAUUGCCACCUACUUCAAUCGCCGUCGAUAAAAAUAAGUUAUACUGGUCAAAUUCUGCUAAAGGUAGAGUUUACAGUGUACCCAAAAACAUAAGAGUGUCUAGUGAUCCGGCUGCCCAGCAUUCGCAGUACUAUGAUAUCACAUUUGAAGUUGUCGGAAGAGUAAGAGGUAUUAGGGCAGUUGCCGAUUCUCUUCAGCCUCUACCAGAUGCCGAAUGUUUAUUUCCGGAAGAGUAUAAUGGAAUCGCCUCAUUGCGUUCUUCCACCGCUUCCAGUUUUAUUCUGGAUUUGGAACCUGCGACGUUGCCUUCGUCUUGCCAAAACAUGUCACCUUCAUCCAUUCUGUAUACCAUUUAUUAUGGAGAAUAUUAUUCUGAUAGAGAGAGCUGCAUGCGGAAUUAUACAUUUUUAUGUUUACAUUCGAAAACUUAUAAUACAACGAUAACAAUUAAUAAACUUCAGCCAUUUACAAAUUAUACUGUUCGGGUGGCCAUAAGUAACUUCUAUAGUCAACAAACUGAAAUUGUAGGUCCGGUUACAGUUUUCCAGACUAAAGAAGGAGGUCCAAUCCCAGUUCGUAAUGUCAGAGCCAUCACAGUUGCACCUAAUCAAAUAGAUGUCUUUUGGGAACCUCCUAGAAUGGUAAAGAGCGGUCCACUGAGAUAUGAACUAAGAUGGAGAUCAGACGUUAAGAACAAGAGUUCGGAAUCUGCCAUUUCCAUUAGCAGAUCAUCGCUUUUUAACAAACAAUAUAAUGUCUCCCUAAAAUAUCUUCAUCACGGUACAAGAUAUUACAUUGUCGUCAGAACGUAUACCAAUAGCGGAGACAUGUUUAGCGACAGUUAUGAAGCCACUGCCACGACUUAUCAACUACCUUCUGAUUUAGUUCUAAUAAAAGUCACUUCAGAAUCAUUCCUUCUGCAGUGGAGAUCACCAGUGGAUAUAAUUCACACUCAUGCACUGGAAGUUACAAGGAUUGCAUCUAAAGAAAUGUUCUUUUAUAAAACAUAUCAAACAAACUCCGGGAUUCUCUACAACUUUACCGUUGAUAACUUAUUAUCGAGAACCCAAUACAGAGCGAGGCUUAUUCUGACUUAUUAUCCUCAUUAUGUCACUUACAUCCAUCCUCAAAAUGAAAAAGGCUUCAUUUUUAAAACUGUGGGAGAUAAACCGGGCAUACCAGGUGCGCCAUUUGUUAGGAAGAUCAGAGCGGGAGAUUACCAAGUAAUCUGGGAAGGAGUAAGGAGAUUUAACGACGAAUUUUUGACUUACGAAUUACAGUUUAGUCCCAUAGGUGACGACGACAGUGUUUUAAAUUGGAAAACCGCAACCAAUACAUCAAGUACAAACUGGAUAAUUGAGGAGUUACCAGUCAAAGUUACUUACUUGUUUCGCGUCGGUGCUACUAAUGAAUAUGGUUCAAGUGAUUAUAGUGCAGUCAGCUCAAAGUUUUUUCUUCCUGCGCCCGGAGGCUUUAUACAUCCAGAAGAUGAACAAAUGGUGAUCAUUUUUGCUUCUUUGUUAGCUGCUGUAAUAUUAAUAGUGAUAUUUCUCAUUCUUGGUUUAUGUAUUGCCAAAUCUCAAAGCAAUAAGAAGAAAACCAUGCUGCAAAUGUCUAUUCAGAACCAUUCUCCUCACGUCGAGCUCGCUACUCUUCAAGAAUUACCACAAAAUGGGAACUUUGUUCAUGAAAACAAUCAGUUGUAUGGUUUAGGAGAUGCACCACCCGACGAAGAAUUGACAGGCUCGCAACAGAUCCGAAGAGAGCAAAUCAUGUUGACUAAAUUCUUGGGAAGCGGGGCAUUCGGGGAAGUGUUUGAAGGAAUCGCUCACGAGUUAAUGGGAGAAGGUACGCCGCCCGUUAGAGUAGCCGUGAAGACACUACGUAAAGGUGCCACCGAUCAAGAAAAAGCAGGAUUUUUGAAAGAAGCAAAGUUAAUGAGCAAUUUUCAUCAUGAUCAUAUAUUAAGACUGCUUGGUGUUUGCUUGGAUAACAAUAUCAACUUUAUAAUUUUGGAACUGAUGGAGGGUGGCGACUUGUUGUCUUAUCUGAGGGCAAACAGACCCACCGUGAGAUGUGCCAGUCCAUUAACCUUAGAUGAUUUGAUGAGUAUAUGUGUUCAUGUUGCUAGCGGAUGCAAAUAUUUAGAAGAAAUGCAUUUUGUACAUAGAGAUUUAGCAGCUCGUAACUGCUUAGUUUCUGGCAACGAUUCGUCAAACCGAAUAGUAAAAAUCGGCGAUUUUGGUCUCGCGAGGGAUAUUUACAAAAAUGAUUAUUAUCGUAAAGAGGGAGAAGGACUUCUUCCUGUUCGGUGGCUCUCACCCGAAUCACUAAUGGACGGCGUAUUCACUACACAGUCCGAUAUCUGGGCAUUCGGAGUUCUUCUGUGGGAAGUAAUGACGUUAGGCCAACAACCGUAUCCAGCUAGGAGCAACUUAGAAGUUUUACAGUAUGUUAGAGAGGGAGGACACUUGGAUAAGCCCGAUAACUGUCCAGAAAACUUCUACCAAUUGAUGCUCAUGUGUUGGAAUUAUAGUCCUCUUGAUCGUCCCUCGUUUACUUAUUGUCUACAGAGGCUUCAAGAACUUAGACAGACAACGGCUAAUAGACUGAUACCAUUUGCCAGUGUGCACAAUCACAUAUACUGUAGUUCAGUCACGACAGACGAUGAUUCUACUAGCAUUUUGAUCGGUGAAAAUUACAUUGACACGGAAUUAUCCAGUAUAAACACGCCUAGUUUGGAUAACAGUUAUCGUCACCGAAAUGCCAAGAGAAUAAACAGGAGACGGAAUCGAAGGAGGACAUUUUCGGUUAAUGACAGUUCUGACAGUUUGACCAGAACAGGUCUAGAAUGUGGCAUAUGGCAUACAUCGUGUCCACAAGUUAACAUGUCCCUACCCGUGGAAACCGUCAAAUAUUUAGAGCUUUUACCUGAUCAAGGAGACAGUAGCGACGGCUACGAAAUCCCGUUAAGACUACAGUUAAAGAACCGACAGCAGUAUGGUAAAAUAAACACGAACUAUCCAUCCUACUCUAGGGACCACAGACCAUACUCCAGGGACAGUAGAUCGUACUCCAGUGAACAGAGUUUUUUAUGAGAAUUACUACAAUUUUAAACUUCGGGAAAGAUUAAAAAAAAUGUAGCAAGCGGGCUACAUUCCUAAUUUAAACAUUAAAAUGGGUACAUCAAAAUGACAAAUAUGUGAUGCAGCCGGGACCAACAAGAAAUCUUGUGAUCCGACUCUGUACAGAACCGCAUCAACCUCCGCGAACAAAUGUAUUUAUGAGAUUCGAUCGAAGGGGGAAUACAGGAAACGAGCUUGACUUAUAAUCUGUGAUUUUUAAACUUAGCACACAAAGUUCUUCAGUACAAAGAGAAAAUAUAAUUAAGGAUCCACACGUUUACAGUAGAAAAACAUGGUAGGAAACAUGUACAUACGGUUUAUUGUAGAGUACAAAGUAAUGCUUAUUAGAUUAUCUAAUAAAUUAUUAGUAGUUGCGGCGACUAGAUGAAAAACACAUAUAUUAUUUUUUUUAUUUUAAUUACUUCAACUAUAUAAUUGUCUUUCCUAAAAAAAUUUAUAACUCUUACACAGAAA